Anisakis simplex (herring worm) is the source of this 456-nucleotide messenger RNA. The record is from the annotation of a GenBank genome assembly. NCBI's taxonomy places the organism in Eukaryota, Metazoa, Nematoda, Chromadorea, Rhabditida, Anisakidae.
CAACUUAAUAUUAAUCAAAAAUUAGCAGUCGAUAAAUUUGUGCGUGUUAGCUCUUCGGAGACAGUAACCAUGACAGAAAUAACGUCAAUUCAACAUAUUGCCAUAGUUCUCGGCAUCGAUAAAGAGUUAGGAUCGUGUAUAUAUGAAGGGGAAGAUGUGAUUGUUAUUGUUUGGCGUUUAUCAUCUCUACGAACCAAUCUGAUGUCAUACUUACCGAAGUUAUUAACGAGUCGACAGGAUGAAAUGAAUGUGGUGGAAGGUGCAUUAGACGUUCACGUCACGAAGGAUGGACGUAUUUAUAAAAUUAUCAAUAGAAAGAUCACAGCAUCUGAUUUGGAGGGUGCAAAGGUAAUGGCUGAGAUCAAGAAAGAGGCGAACGAGAAAAGAUUGAGAGCUGAAAAACAGAAAUGGGCCAAUCAAUUAGGCAGUUUAACGGAUGAUAGAGCAAACCAUUGA